AUGUCUCUCGUACAGAAGCUGCAGAACAAACUCUCGAAUGGAACGCAAGACGCCACCCAUGCGCAGCCACAGCAAAAAUUGAAAGACUUCAUCGCCGAGGACCCAAAUUCCACAUACACAUUUGACGGCGAGCGCGACGCGCCGCGCUCGGAGAUUUGUAGGGAAGGGAAGGAGAAGGGGCGGAAAUGUAUCGAGAUGGAGAUGUACUCGACGAAGCUCUUCCAGGCGAUGCAGGAACAAGGCUUCUUCUGCGCCCUCCCCAUGGACCCCACGCGGACGCACAUGGAAUGCAAACGGAUACCCAAGAACUAG
Messenger RNA from Trametes versicolor FP-101664 SS1, 312 nucleotides. RefSeq lists its product as uncharacterized. NCBI's taxonomy places the organism in Eukaryota, Fungi, Basidiomycota, Agaricomycetes, Polyporales, Polyporaceae. The record is from RefSeq and is a predicted model, not a curated record. The transcript has 4 exons. The coding region runs from base 1 to 312 and encodes 103 amino acids.